UUUCAACCUGUCAUAAUCACGCAUGCAAACUUCGAUCAACAAGCUAUGGGCCUAUAAGUUCAGGAUAUAAACAAUCGUACAGUAACAAUUUUAGGUUUGCAAGGAUCGGCAACGAGUGUUGGUUGAUUACCCACUUAGACUUUCCAAGUUCAUGGAAUAAAUAAUGCGUCUGUCGGUGAUUUGUUUAAUUAACAUCAGCUAAGCAGUUUGUAAAAAAAUAGGAAUACGGCCAAAGAAUGGCCAUGGAGGGAGAACAAUUGCCAAUCAUCAAGACACGUUGUUGCAUGAGUCAUCAGAGAUCCGUCUGAUUUAAAAGUGAAUCAGCUUAUAAUUAUAAAAAUAGUUUCUGAAUCAGUCCAUGUUUUCAAUCAAGUUGCAUCCAAUGGGACUGAAGAAGGUCCAAAUAAUAUGGAGCCACGUGACAUCUCUGAAAUCUACAGAGAAAAGGACAGCAGUGAGGAGAAGAUUCUGACAAGGCCAUGCAGUAACUUGAAAGAUGAAGAUGCAGAUGGCCACACUGGAACAAGACCAUCGACUGCCUGGAAAUUAACUGCCUCCAAACUUCAUGAUGAUAGGACACCCUGUGCUUUCAAAGGAGACCAUACCGACGCUGAUGCCAAGGAAGGACUGGACUUUGGCUGCUGCAAACGGCAUGAUGGUCAGUGGAAGAAGUUCUUCUGCAGAGACUGUGAUGUGUUCAUCUGUGCAUCGUGUGUGAUCUUGGAGCAUGAGAAGCAGGGUCAUACAUGGAUCAGUGCGUCUGAAGCUGUAGGUCAGAUACAGAGAGAGGCGGAGGACAUCCUGCUCAAAGCAGAGGUGAAGCUGGAUACAGUUGGUGACGCCAUUACUCAGCUUGAGAAGAAGAUUGAAGAGGUACCCCUUCAUACACAGGCUCUCAAGGAAAGUGUUACAGCAGCUUGUGAUGAUGCAAUCAAGUAUUUCACGCAAUAUCUGCAAUCGAAACGUUCCCUGCUGCUAGAAAGAAUCAAGACCCUGGAGAAAUCCGGCAUUGAUAAUCUAGAAUCAUCAAGAAAGGAAGGAUUGGAGAUUCAGGCCAAACUUGCAAGGAUAACCAUGUCUGAAUCAAAGGUAAUAGCUGAAAGGAAUCCAGGAGAUAUCUUGAAGUGGAAAAGCAAUCUUGAGGAAUCUUUGAAGGCUAUUCAGGUGCAGAGCUGGUGUAAACAGAAUGCCCAUGUAAAGGUUGGUGCCCUAGAUCCAGAACUCAAGUUUGUCAAAAGAACUCAGGAAACUCAUCAGUGUUGGUGCCAUGUUGGCAGGCUAGUGCAACCAGGAAGAUGGAUAAUGGUGCGAACAGUUAAAGUUCAGAGGCAGUUGGGUGAUCUGGUAACAGCAAUUGCCACAAUGAAAGAUGGUUCAGUGGCACUGGGAUACCAGAUAAGUGGGGUAUGCAUUGUAGAUCCUGCAGGUCAUCAAAGGCACGUUUUCCAAGAUGUAGGACAUGUUAUAGACAUCUCAGUCAUGAGCAGACACAAACUAGCCAUGUUAGAUGCUAAUGGUGUCAUCAAGGUUGUGGAUUUGUCAGGUCAGGUGACAACAAAUGAAUUCCCUCAAGGUUCUCACCAUUUCAAGUGUCUCUCUGCUUCUACAGAAGGUGCAUUAUUCACGGGAUCCAUCUCUGAGAACACUAUCCACAUCCUGGGAGGUGACCAAUCCCGUGAUAUCCUAGCAAUGCCAAUGUCGCCACUGAAGAUUGCUGUCUCAGCCAACCACAUUGCCAUCUUGCACCAACCUGCAAGCAUCACAAUACUGGACAUGGAUGGCAUAGAACAGAGUGUCAUCCGCGAAGACCAGUGGGCUUAUGCUUCAGUGUGCUCAUCAGGAAUGGGAGACUUCUUUGUCCUCUCUGCUGACAAAUCCAACCCAAAGUCACUAAAGAUUGGCCGAUAUGGCUUUGAUGGGACAAUGGUAGAAACUGUCAUUAGUAACUAUCGCAUAUCUACAUUAGGAUGGUUGAACCCUAGAAUAAGUGCUUCAUCUGGUAAGAUCAUGGUUUGUAUCGAGGAUGAGCUCAUUACCUUUGAACGAGAAAUGGAUACAUUGGAAUAGUGUCACCUCUAUUUCAAAUGGUCCUUUAUAAAGCACCUUAGUAAUAACAAUGUAGGCUGCAUCUUUCACCAGAAGCACUCCUCUGCAUCUUCCCCUCUCCCUUCAUAUUGCAGCCUAGACAAAAUAACUGGGAAUUAGCAGGACAAGGUCAUUGGAUGACUUCAAGCUUGUUAUUGGUGCUGGUGUCGGAAGCACAAUGCAGAUUGCGUCCAAUAGCACCAGCACAUAAAAUCUGAGUUUACAAAAAUGAUCCACAUCACAUUAUUGAUGGUUCAACACCUAGUGAGUGAGAUUCACCACAAGAUCAACAUCAUGGUGCAGGUUUAUGUCAGCUCCAAGACUCGGGACGACACAGCUGUUCCAGUUCACCACUUAUCAACAAACACCUCCCGGCUGUUCUCCAAUAGCACCAAGACAUAAGAUCUGAGUUUACAAAAAUGAUCCACAUCACAUUAUUGAUGGUUCAACACCUAGUGAGUGAGAUUCACCCCAAGACCAACAUCAUGGUGCAAGUUUUCAUCAGCUCCUAAACUCGGGACGAAACUGCUGUUCCAGUACACCACUUUUCGACAUAGACCUCCCAGCUGUUCUUUGUCAUUUGACGGACAUUUUUCAAUACAUUUACUGUGUUCCUAAAUCCAUUGUACAUCGGAGAAGUGAAAACUCCUUAACCUCUUGGUCUUUGCCUCGGGGAUCAUCGUCUUGGUCUCAUUUGAGACUAAAUCAGACACAACACUGUAAACCAGCAACUACAUGUAAUGCAUCCAAGUACCAUUUUGUAUUAAUUUUAUUGUUGCAUACCAGUAUAUGUCUAGAACGUUGGAAAUAUUUUCAUGUUCUGAUAUUCUUAAACAAAGAGGAUGCAAGUGCAUUGAAAUUGCCAAAAUAAACCCUAAAAAAUGUCAUGUGUCAAAGCAAACAUACAAUAUACAUAUUUAUGGUUGAGCGAAAUAUAAUGUAUAUCGUUGAUUGGGACUUUGCUGGGAUUUAGCUUCAUCUUGCAAGUGUUUCAACAAGCAACUUGACAGUGAUUUUCACAGAUGAAUCUGCUCUGAGCCAAUCAGAUGCAAGGAUUUCAGUAGCUUAUAACAACUAGUCAGUGAAAAUCACAAUUUGUUUCAUAAAAUGAUCCCCAAGACAAGACCUUGUAACUUUAAUUUUGUUUAAACAUAGAACGCCAUACUUUGAUACAUUUUUAAAAAUAAAUCUCAAUGAGAAUAUA
This is a messenger RNA of Lytechinus pictus (painted urchin), 3289 nucleotides long. RefSeq lists its product as uncharacterized. The transcript has 2 exons. Gene Ontology annotation, molecular function: zinc ion binding. Lineage: Eukaryota; Metazoa; Echinodermata; Echinoidea; Temnopleuroida; Toxopneustidae. Bases 409 to 2067 code for a protein of 552 amino acids. The record is from RefSeq and is a predicted model, not a curated record.